Cebus imitator (Panamanian white-faced capuchin) is the source of this 3421-nucleotide messenger RNA. It is a transcript of the gene RBM7, whose product is annotated as RNA binding motif protein 7. The transcript has 5 exons. Gene Ontology annotation, biological process: regulation of alternative mRNA splicing, via spliceosome. Gene Ontology annotation, cellular component: nucleus. The record is from RefSeq and is a predicted model, not a curated record. Lineage: Eukaryota; Metazoa; Chordata; Mammalia; Primates; Cebidae. Gene Ontology annotation, molecular function: single-stranded RNA binding. The coding region runs from base 112 to 906 and encodes 264 amino acids.
GCGUUUACGACGGUGACGCAGGGGAGCGUGAGGACGUGGGGCUUCCGAGAUUGCGCAGUGAGUGCGUUGGCCUCGACCCUUUGGCCAGGUUAGGGAGGGGGCGACGUUGAUAUGGGGGCGGCGGCGGCGGAAGCGGAUCGCACGCUCUUUGUGGGCAACCUUGAAACGAAAGUCACUGAGGAGCUCCUUUUCGAGCUUUUCCACCAGGCUGGGCCAGUAAUAAAGGUGAAAAUUCCAAAAGAUAAGGAUGGUAAACCAAAGCAGUUUGCAUUUGUGAAUUUCAAACAUGAAGUAUCUGUUCCUUAUGCAAUGAAUCUACUUAAUGGAAUCAAACUUUAUGGAAGGCCUAUCAAAAUUCAAUUUAGAUCAGGAAGUAGUCAUGCAUUGCAAGAUGUCAGUUUGUCAUAUCCCCAGCAUCAUGUCGGAAAUUCAAGCCCUACCUCCGCAUCUCCUAGCAGCAGGUACGAAAGAACUGUGGAUAAUGUGACUCCAUCAGCACAGAUAAUUCAGAGAUCUUUCUCUUCUCCAGAAAAUUUUCAGAGACAAGCAGUGAUGAACAGUGCUUUGAGACAAAUGUCAUAUGGUGGAAAAUUUGCUUCUCCACCUCUGGAUCAAUCAGGAUUUUCACCAUCACACAGUCAUAGUUUUAACCAGUCUUCAAGCUCCCAGUGGCGCCAAGAUACCCCAUCCUCACAGCGUAAAGUCAGAAUGAAUUCUCAUCCCUACCUAGCAGAUAGACAUUAUAGCCGGGAACAGCGUUACACUGAUCAUGGGUCUGACCAUCAUUACAGGGGAAGCAGAGAUGAUUUCUUCUAUGAAGAUAGGAAUCAUGAUGGCUGGAGCCAUGACUAUGAUAACAGAAGAGACAGUAGUAGAGAUGGAAAAUGGCGCUCAUCUCGACACUAACACGUGUUAAAAGGACAUUGUUUUUAUAGGGUCAUUUUAGGCCCUUUGACUAAGUUGAUAAGGAAAUAGUUUGUUGAAAAACUGUACAGAGCAGCUUUACAAGUUGUCACAUUUCUUUUUACAUUUUUUAAAGCUACAAUUUCAUACAAAAUGAAUUGUGGUUUUAUUACAGUAAUAACCUUUCACCUCAGGGUUUUAUGAAGAGGAAAGGGUUUUAUGCAAAAAAAAAAAAAAAAAAGUGCUACAAUUCCUAAUCAUUUUAGACACUUUAGGAGGGGACAAAGUUGUAUGCUAAAGCAGAUAUUUUAAUUAUUCAUUGUCUUUUUAUAUUGCAAGAAAUUUCUGGCUAGUGAAUCAGAUUUUGGCGUACAUAAUAGAAAACAUCCAAGUUGACAGUCUAAAAUGGCUACCAGUAUUUUGUUAAUAAAUUCAAAAAUACAACUUUUCAGUGAUUCAUUUUACUAACAUUCUAUUUGAGAAGGCUAUUGGUUAAGUUUGGGGAUAAAGUCAUUGCUUAACUUCUUAGAUAAUUUAGAUAUAAAUUCUGUGACAUGCUCUUGAGCUUUACCCUAGUUGAACAUACAAGUAUAGAUCUACACAUACUGUUUUAUUCUAAAAUUUUAGUAAUUGUUCAUUAAAUCACAAUCGAGGUAUAAUAAGUCACUCAGGAAGUUGAAAUAUCUCUACAUGUAUGUUUUUACACUAAAAAUACAGAGUUAGCAUAAAUCCCCUUUUCAGGAAGAACAAAAAUGUCAGUGCAUAGUUAGAUAAAAUGGUAAAAUGUUUUACUGAAAGCAUACUCCUUUGGAAAAAGAUUCAUGAAGCCUUUAAGUACUGCGUCUGUUGGUCAAACAUUAAAAAUUGUAACAUUUUCAAAGUGCCCAGGAUGUAUACAAAGACACAUUUAAUGGAGAUUGUACAGGUAGCUUUUUUGUUUGAACCUUUGAGAGAAUCUAAUCUUAACAUUUUCUAAUUUUAAAAUUUUAAAAUCUUGUUUAACAAAACUUUUAAAGAUACUGUUUUCCUUUACAGAAUUGUUUACAAAAGUUCAUUUGUUGAAAAACAAGGAUCCUUUUUAAUACCACAGCAUUUGUACUGUCACUUUUUAAUAUACUAAAAAAAAAUAUAAAAGGAAGGGUGUGUGUUUUUUUUUUUUUUGAUGUCACUGACUUCAGAAACAUCGUAUACAAAAAAUUACCAGUAUACUUUUAUUCACUGAUUGCUUGCUGUUUAGAAUGUCAGUUCUUUAAUUUUGAGCAUCUUAAAAUACAUCUUUUGUACAUAUAGAGCAUGAUGUUUCAGAAUCAGAUUUUCAGUGACCCCUGGAUUAUAGUUUGGAGUACUUUAGUUACCUUCAGUGGUCUCUAGGAGUUUUAUGUACACUUAGAUUUCCUGUUUAAAAAUGAACUCAGUGUUUCUGUACCUAAGUAAAUUGAGUUAUUCAACUACUCAGCAAAGAAUUAUGAAAAAUUUGUUUGCUUAAGCAUUUUCACAGUAGAAUUUGUUUCCAAUGAGAUUAUUAUUAUUGGGUGUCUUAUCUAUAUGAAAACUUAUUCAGUAGGUUUGUAGAUACUUAACAAAGAUGAAUACUGCUUUUUUGUUGUUUGAUUGUUUUUUGAGACAGAGUCUUGCUGCAACACCCAGGCUGGAGUGCAGUGGCUGGAUCUCAGCUCACUGCAAUCUCCACUUCCUACGUUCAAGCGAUUCUCCUGCCUCAGCCUCCCAAGUAGCUGGGAUUACAGGCAUGCACCACCAUGCUUGGCUAAUUUUUGUGUUUUUAGUAGAGAUGGGGUUUCACCAUGUUGGCCAGGCUAGUCUUGAACUCCUGACUUCAAGUGAUCCACCCGCCUAGGCCUAAGUGCUGGGAUUACAGGCAUGAACUAUUGUGCCUCGCCUAAUACUGCUUUAUUACAACUUUACCUGUGGUCAGAUCCUUUCAUGCUGGUUAACAGGCGACCCUGACUCAGAAUAAUCUUUUUCAAUGACUUUUUGGGGGAAGCUUGUGAAGUUCGGGUGAAUCUUCUUUUUCACUUCACGUUCCAUGAGCUGAAAGUGACCAAACUAAAUACAUGUAAAAAGACAGUGCAAGACAGCCUCAAAAAAUUGAAUACAAUUGGUGAGACAACUCAUAAGUACGGGUCGAAUAUCCCUUAUCCAAAAUGCUUGGGAAGUGUUUUGGGUUCUGGAAUAUUUGCAUUAUGCUUGCUGGUUGAGCAUCCCAAGUCUGGAAAUACAGAGUGUUCCAAUGAGCAUUUCCCUUGAGUGUCACAUCUGUGUUGGCACUCCAAAAAGUUUCAUAUUUUGGAGCAUUUCAGAUUUUGGAUUUGGGAUGCUCCAGCUCCAGCUUUGGGAGAGCUACAACAACAGAAAGGAAGAAGAGAUUAUUCUUGUGGGAGAGCAGUUUCUCUCAGUGUUUCCCAUGGGAUGCUAGUCUCGUAAGGUGUUACGCAAAAAAAAAAAAAAAAAAAAAUCAAAUGUUUGGAAGCCAUUGUGUAUUAUUGUGUGACUUUCUCUU